AUGCCUAACAAGAUCCAAGACCUCCACACCGUCGACGACAAGUCUUUUGACUAUGUGUUCGAGCAGAAUGCUACCGUUGAGUUGAAGUCAAGCGAUGGCUUGGUUCGUGUCAAUGUUUACAGACCGAAGACAACUGAAAAGGUCCCUGUCCUAAUCACAUAUGGACCUUACGGAAAGGACAUCCCGUAUGCCGACUUCCACGCAAAGAGUUACUCAGAAGUCAACCCUGAGCACAAGUCAACACACUCGGCAUGGGAGACUCCUGAUCCUGCAUUCUGGACCAAGAACGGAUACGCUGUAGUCCGUGCUGACGAGCGUGGUCUGGGUCAAUCUCCUGGUCUCCUUGACACUAUGUCAAGAGGCACCUCAGAAGCCUUCUUCGAUGUAGUCGAAUGGGCAUCGGAGCAAGAGUGGUCGUCUGGAAAGGUCGGUCUUCUUGGUAUCAGUUACUUCGCCGGCUCUCAAUGGCGUGUGGCUGCCAGAAACCCUAAGGGUCUUUCUGCUAUUGUCCCCUGGGAGGGUAUGUCGGACUACUACAGAGAUCGCUGCCGUCACGGCGGUAUUCUCUCCAACCAGUUCAUCAGAUUCUGGUGGAAUCGCCAGAUCAUCACCAACCAAUACGGAAAGCCUGGACGUAAGGCAAACAACUGGGGCCCAGACACCAUUGAAGGUGAUCUGUCAGAAGAGGAGAGAGCUGCAAACAGACAGGAUCAGAACAUCGAUAACCAGAACAACUACUACCGCGACGACCCUUACUACGCCUCAAAGGAAUAUGACAUGGGUGACAUCAAGGUCCCUCUCCUCUCAGUCGCCAACUGGGGUGGUAUCCUGCUCCAUCUCCGCGGCAACAUCGAAGGCUUCGCUCAUGCGGGCUCCGAGUUCAAGUACCUCCGCUGUAUCACUGGCCGUCACGAUCUUCCCUUCUACUACAGCGAAGAGGUUGAAAUCCAACGCAGCUUUUUGGAUGCCUUCCUCAAGGGCGAGGACAGAGUUGGUUGGGCCACCAAGGGCAAAGUCCCCAUGGUAGACAUGGUCCUCCGCAAGGGCGAUGUUGGCUUCAACGACUCCAAAGCAGAGCAAACAUACCCUAGAAGACAAGAGAACGAAUGGCCCAUUGCCAGAACACAAUACACAAACUACUACCUCACACCAGAGAAGGGACUUACCACAUCUACUCCCUCAGAAAAGGCAAAGCUUGGUUACAGAGCUUUGGGCACGCUUGACAAGCCGGAGAUGAUUCAAUUCACCACUCCUGCUUUCGAACAGGAGACAGAGAUCACUGGACACAUCACAGCUCGUCUCAACGUCUCCUUGACCCCUGACACCACUGGACCCACACCCACCGACAUUGAUGUAUUCGUCACCCUCAGACACAUCUCUCCCGAGGGUAAGGAGGUCUUCUACACAGGUACUGCCGGCGAUCCCGUACCGCUUUGUAAGGGAUGGCUCCGCGUAUCCAUGCGCAAGACCAACCCCGAACACUACAAGCAUCGCCCAUACCUCCCCCACAGAGACUACUUCAGCACCGAUAAGCAGCCCGUCAUCCCUGGAGAGGUAUACCCAGUCGACAUUGAAGUCUGGCCCACUCAGGUCGUUGUCGACAAGGGUGGGAAAAUCAUCUUCGAGGUUGCCAGUGGUGACACCCAAGGCUCGGGUAUCUUCGGUCACAACGACUCCGUCGACCGCUCAGAAGCCAAGCUUAAGGGUACCAACUUCAUCCACUUCAGCGACAAGUUCACCAACUAUGUCACUCUCCCUAUCAUUCCUCCCAAGGAGUCAUAA
This is a messenger RNA of Aureobasidium subglaciale EXF-2481, 1782 nucleotides long. RefSeq lists its product as uncharacterized. Lineage: Eukaryota; Fungi; Ascomycota; Dothideomycetes; Dothideales; Saccotheciaceae. Bases 1 to 1782 code for a protein of 593 amino acids. The transcript is spliced from 3 exons. The record is from RefSeq and is a predicted model, not a curated record. Gene Ontology annotation, molecular function: dipeptidyl-peptidase activity.